CAUGACUGUUAGUGGACUUUAUAUUUGCUCUCUCAAACGCUACCACAUGUCAUGUGUAGGUAGCUAGUUGUUUUUAAAGCAAUACACGUUUGUUUAAUCUUAACGACAAUUGAAAAUGGCAAGCGAGAACGCAGCGAAGCUCUCCAAAAACCUCCUGCGGAUGAAGUUCAUGCAGCGGGGCCUUGAUGCUGAGGUGAAGAAGCAGCUUGAGGAGGAGGAGAAGAGGAUCAUUAGCGAUGAGCAUUGGUAUCUCGACCUGCCAGAGCUCAAAGCUAAAGAGAAUUUUAUCAUAGAAGAAAGAAGUUUUGUACCAUGUGAGGACUUGGUGUAUGGGAGAAUGUCAUUCAGAGGAUUCAAUCCUGAGGUUGAGAAACUGAUGGCAGUGAUGAACACACAAAAACAAGCUGAAGAGGAGGAAGAGGAGGAGGACGUUACCAGAAUGGACACAGAUGUUACAGAUGAAGAAAUGGCAAGAAGAUAUGAGAGCUUAGUGGGAAGUAUGAGAAGAAAAUUUGCCAAAAAACGUGAGCGAUCUUCAACACAGGAUGAAGAUGUCAAUCAAAGUACAGAAGAAACAAAAGUGAAAAAGGUGUUUUUAAAACCACUGGAUUAGUACCCUUGCCUGGGUAUGUAUUUGUGUCUAGCAUAAUAUCCAAAUUGCAAAAAGCCUUUUGUGCAAGUGAGGUAGAAAUUCUCAGUUUUGUACAUAUAAUUUUAAAAAACCGGACUGACUGUGUAUUUCCUUAGUUGUGUUUUAAUGUUUUUAAAUGGAUGUUGUGCAUCCUAGCUGUGGAAAGAUGAAGAAAGCUUGAGUUUCACAGAUUUAAAGUAUGGUUCAACACAAAGGCUUUUUAUGUUUUUAUUUGUUUUUGA
Megalops cyprinoides (Indo-Pacific tarpon) is the source of this 873-nucleotide messenger RNA. It is a transcript of the gene mphosph6, whose product is annotated as M-phase phosphoprotein 6. The coding region runs from base 116 to 613 and encodes 165 amino acids. Gene Ontology annotation, biological process: maturation of 5.8S rRNA. Lineage: Eukaryota; Metazoa; Chordata; Actinopteri; Elopiformes; Megalopidae. The record is from RefSeq and is a predicted model, not a curated record. The transcript is spliced from 5 exons.